AUGGCUGCAAACAAAACGAAUCUCUUAUUGCUUCUUCUCUCUCUCUCUCUCACCCUAAACCUCACCUCCGCUCAACUCCGUCGCAACUUCUACGCCGGAAGUUGUCCCAACGUCGAACAAAUCGUCAGAAACGCCGUUCAACUAAAGUUCCAACAAACUUUCACCACCAUUCCGGCCACUCUCCGCCUCUAUUUCCACGAUUGUUUCGUAAACGGUUGUGAUGCUUCGGUGAUGAUAGCUUCGACAAAUAAUAACAAGGCGGAGAAAGAUCAUCCGGAUAAUUUAUCUCUGGCCGGAGAUGGAUUCGACACCGUGAUCAAAGCUAAACAAGCUGUUGACGCCGUCGCAACUUGUCGUAACAAAGUUUCUUGCGCCGAUAUUCUCACGAUGUCCACUCGUGACGUCGUUAAUCUCGCGGGUGGACCAAAAUAUGAAGUCGAAUUGGGAAGGCUUGACGGACUAUCUUCGACGGCGUCUAGCGUAGAAGGGAAGCUACCGCAUCCAACGGACGACGUCAACAAACUCACUUCACUUUUCGCCAAAAACGGCCUUAGCCUUAACGACAUGAUCGCUCUUUCCGGGGCACACACAUUGGGAUUCGCUCAUUGCACCAAAGUGUUCAACAGGAUUUACAGUUUCAACAAGACAACCAAAGUGGAUCCCACAGUUAACAAAGCUUACGUGGCAGAAUUACAAGCGUCGUGUCCUCAAAGCGUAGAUCCAAGAGUGGCUAUCAACAUGGACCCGACAACACCUAGACAAUUCGACAACGUUUACUACAAGAACUUGCAACAAGGGAAAGGAUUGUUCACGUCCGAUCAAGUUUUGUUCACCGAUCGUCGGUCAAAGCCUACCGUUGACUUGUGGGCUAGUAAUGGAAACUUAUUCAAUCAAGCUUUUGUGAACUCCAUGAUCAAACUUGGUCGUGUUGGCGUUAAAACUGGUCGUAAUGGUAACAUCCGUAGUGAUUGCGGAGCUUUUAACUGA
Microthlaspi erraticum is the source of this 987-nucleotide messenger RNA. The record is from the annotation of a GenBank genome assembly. NCBI's taxonomy places the organism in Eukaryota, Viridiplantae, Streptophyta, Magnoliopsida, Brassicales, Brassicaceae.